UAGAUAAGCAAUGGAUAAGACUUGACAAUAUAUAAAUAUUUAUUAGCUUUAUGAAUAUAUUAUAUUAACCAAUUUAAAACCAAGCCCAAGAAGUGCACAAAUAUGAGUCGCACACUCACAACCACUGUUAAACGUAUUUUCCAUGUAAAAACGACGACAACAUCUAAAUCAACAUGGCGCAGUAUAAAACGAACACAUCCUUCUGCGGAUCGCAACUCUCAGCCAAUAUCCAGGGUGUUUAUAGCUCAGGUGGACAAAAAAACGCCUGAUCUCCAACUGCUGGAAAUUUCAUCGGGAUCGGGUCAACAUUGCGGUUAUCUGGCUCCUUUGUUUGCCAACAUAACAUUCCAGCCAACGGAGUAUGAGCGUGCCAACUUCCCAUCGAUUGAGGCUUAUGCCGCCGACUGUGCAACGGGAAACAUAAAAAAUCCGCUCUUUGUGGAUAUAUCUCAGGAGCUGCAUCAAUGGGAGCCAGCAACUUUGGAGCAGCUGAAACCGGCAAGCUUUGAUUAUGUGUUUAACAGCAACAUGAUGCAUAUAACCCCAUGGGAGUGCUCUGAGGGCCUAUUUCGUGCUGCUGGUCAGCUGCUCAAGCCUGGUGGCAAGUUGUUCAUCUAUGGGCCAUUUGCCUGGUAUGGUCAGUUGACACCCCAAAGCAAUGUGGAUUUUGAUGCGGAUCUAAAGCGACGCAAUGACGCUUGGGGUCUUCGAGACAUGAAAGAUAUUGAGCAGCUGGCCUUCUUAAAUGGUUUAAAAAUCAACCAAACUGUUGAUAUGCCAUCCAACAACAAAUUCUUGACUUGGGUCAAGAAAUAAACAUACCUGACAACUCUACAUAAAUAUGUAAAUACAUGAAGCUUAUAUUGAUAUUAAAAAUUGAUUCUACAUUUUAGCAAACCUUCAACUCUUAUGUGUCGUGAGCAAAUGUGUAUCGCCUAAAUUUGAUUGAUUGCGUUUCGAUCUUGUCUAGACCUUAACCUUCUCAACUAUUAGAUCUAAUUUCCAACUGUGCUUUGUUGAUAAUACAAAUUAUCACCAUAAUAUCAGAUAACGAUGACGCCGCCAAAGCCUGCUGGUCAUAUAAUUUAUGAGUGUCGGCGA
Drosophila busckii is the source of this 1101-nucleotide messenger RNA. RefSeq names its product UPF0585 protein CG18661. The record is from RefSeq and is a predicted model, not a curated record. The transcript is spliced from 2 exons. Lineage: Eukaryota; Metazoa; Arthropoda; Insecta; Diptera; Drosophilidae. The coding region runs from base 103 to 816 and encodes 237 amino acids.